AACAUAAAAGGGAAGGUCUCAAGGAGAGGGGAGGAAAAAAAAAAAAAAGAAAACUCAUUUGUUAAUCGUGGGUCCAAAUAAGCCAUAGUCGUCUUCUAGGCGGGAAGCUACGAAAAGAAUUAGAACCAAAGCAGCUUCCAUGGCGGGAACGACCUAAAAGAAGAGAACACACACUCGAAGAAGAAACGCUCAAGUAAAGAGAGGAAGAGUGAUUUUCUUGUAAACUGAAGUAGCGAGUAGAAAUCAGCAAUGUCUUCGCAAUAUCCAGUCCCAAAAUGGGCUUCCAAGCCUUGUGUAAUGGGCAUCGAUGAAGCUGGUCGAGGCCCUGUUUUAGGGCCAAUGGUGUAUGGAUGCUUGUACUGCGCUAGUUCAUAUUUGAAAGAACUUUCGUCUUUGAAUUUUGCAGACUCGAAAACUUUGAAAGAAGAGAAGAGGGAGGAAUUGUUUGAAGAUUUGAAGGCUAACGAGUCAAUUGGAUGGGCUGUUGAUGUCAUAGAUCCUCGAGAACUUUCAUCGAAAAUGCUAAAUAAAGUAAAGAUAAACCUAAAUGAAAUAUCACAUGACUCUGCAAUGGGUCUAGUCACCAAGGUUCUAGGCAUUGGAGUUCUUUUAACUGAGGUUUAUGUGGAUACUGUUGGUGAUCCUGAAAAGUACAGAAUUAAGUUGUCUGAAAAAUUUCCCAGUGUAAAAUUUGUAGUUGCAAAGAAAGCUGAUAGUUUAUAUCCUGUUGUCAGUGGGGCAAGCAUAGUCGCAAAGGUCACAAGAGAUCGUGCAUUGCGGGAAUGGGCAUUGGAGGAAACAGCUGAAAACAUGCAUAGAAACUUUGGUUCUGGAUACCCUGGAGAUCCAACAACUAAAUGUUGGUUAGAAGAUCACAAGCACUCGGUAUUUGGGUUCCCCACAUUAGUCCGCUUCAGUUGGGGUACCUGCACGUCAUAUUUCAAAGACAUUGUUGAAGUAUCAUGGGAGUCGGACAAAGUGGAUGAAGAUGGGGCAACGACGGGAAGUGGUAAGAAACAAUUAAGACUAAGCAGUGUUGGUAUCACCACAUCGAAGAGAAAGAGUGAAGAAAUUGAAUCAAACGCCAAAGGACGGUGCAAGUUUUUCCAGGCUAGAAAACUUGAACAACUCACUCAUUUUUGAAUGUUUGAUUACAAUUCUAUGUUUCAACCAUCCUCCACAUGUUAAAGAUUAAUCAAGUAGCUGAUAACCAAUAGUUUGGCUGUGUACUAACUGGGUGUUGUGCUUAGAAGACAUUUUUUAGAUGGUAACCGGCAUGUACUUGACUUUCUUUAAAGGUAUUUCAAUGUCUGUAAUAGCCUAAGUUUCAAAUCAAAUACAUAAUUUUGUGGUUAAAAAAUA
Molecule: messenger RNA, 1362 nt
Organism: Benincasa hispida (wax gourd)
Lineage: Eukaryota; Viridiplantae; Streptophyta; Magnoliopsida; Cucurbitales; Cucurbitaceae
Product: Polynucleotidyl transferase, ribonuclease H-like superfamily protein
Biological process (GO): mismatch repair; DNA replication, removal of RNA primer
Cellular component (GO): ribonuclease H2 complex
Molecular function (GO): RNA binding; RNA-DNA hybrid ribonuclease activity
Source: RefSeq, a predicted model, not a curated record